Molecule: messenger RNA, 930 nt
Organism: Cynocephalus volans (Philippine flying lemur)
Lineage: Eukaryota; Metazoa; Chordata; Mammalia; Dermoptera; Cynocephalidae
Gene: GDF15
Product: growth differentiation factor 15
Exons: 2
Coding region: 1-930 (309 amino acids)
Cellular component (GO): extracellular region
Molecular function (GO): growth factor activity; cytokine activity
Source: RefSeq, a predicted model, not a curated record
AUGCCCGGGCCAGGACCGAGGCCUUGGCAUUGCUCUGAGAUGCUGCUACUGCUGAUGCUGCUAGUGGUCUUGCAGCCGCCGCCGGCGGGCGCCCUGUCUCCGCCUGAGAAGGGCUUCCAGGGCUUCCCGGGACCCUCAGACUUGGAGUCUGAUCAGGACGCCUCCAGAAUCCCGGAGUUGCCGAAACGCUACGAGGACCUGCUGACUAGGCUACGGGUGAACCGGAGCUGGGAAGACUCGAACUCCGACCUCAACCCUGCCCCUGCCGUCCGGAUACUCACCCCAGAGCUGCAGCUGGGGUCCGACGGCCACCUGCACCUGCGCGUCUCCCGGGCCGCCCUGACCAAGGAUAUCCCCGCUGCCUUCCGCCUGCAGCGGGCCCUGCUCCGGCUGUCCCCGACGGCGCUGACAACGUGGGACGUGACGCGGCCGCUGAAGCGUCAGCUCAGCCUGGGAGGACCCCGGGCCCCCGUGCUACGCUUGCGACUGUCGCCGCCGUCCGACCAGUGGCGGGCCCUGUCGCCGUCGGCGCCGCCGCAGUUGGAGCUGCGCUGGCGGGCGCGCGCCGCCAGGGGUCGCCGCUGGGCACGCGCGCGCUCCCAGGACGACUGCCCGCUGGGGCCCGGGCGCUGCUGCCGCCUGCGCACCGUGCGCGCGUCGCUCGAGGACCUGGGAUGGAGCGACUGGGUGCUGUCGCCGCGAGAGGUGCACGUGGGCGUGUGCGUCGGCGCGUGCCCGAGCCGGUUCCGUUCGGCCAGCAUGCACGCGCAGGUCAAGGCGCGCCUGCACGGCCUGAAGCCCGACUCCGUGCCCGAGCCCUGCUGCGUCCCCUCCAGCUACCAGCCCCUGGUGAUCAUGCAAAAGAGCGACGGUGGCGUGUCGUUCCAGACCUACGACGACCUCAUAGCCAAGGACUGCCACUGCGCAUGA